Molecule: messenger RNA, 5639 nt
Organism: Sycon ciliatum
Lineage: Eukaryota; Metazoa; Porifera; Calcarea; Leucosolenida; Sycettidae
Product: serine/threonine-protein kinase/endoribonuclease IRE1-like
Exons: 23
Coding region: 137-3040 (967 amino acids)
Biological process (GO): protein phosphorylation; IRE1-mediated unfolded protein response; intrinsic apoptotic signaling pathway in response to endoplasmic reticulum stress
Cellular component (GO): IRE1-TRAF2-ASK1 complex
Molecular function (GO): protein serine/threonine kinase activity; RNA endonuclease activity; ATP binding
Source: RefSeq, a predicted model, not a curated record
UUGAGCCGGGUUCACCAUUGUUCCCGACCAAAGACGGAGUAUCCUGCUCUCGAGGACUUGCCAUUUCUGAUGCUGAGUUCUGGUGGAUGUCAUGCUUCGUUUGUUGGAUAGUUGCUUUCUCCGAUGCUGAGGCACGAUGAUGUCGAACCUCCUGUUCUGUGUUGUGAUGAUGUCUCUGAUUCAACUUGGAGCUGUCGAGCAGACUCACCAGUCGCAACUACUCGCAGUGACCAAGAGGCCAGUCCUGUAUGUAUCCACGCUUGAUGGCACCCUCUACUGUAUUUUUCAAGACACUGGCGAAAUUAAAUGGAAGCUAGAAGACGACCCAGUGUUAAAUGUGACCAGUGCACGUGACAAGUCACAAGGGUUCUACUUUUUACCGGACCCGACCGAUGGCAGCUUGUACAACUUGCGCGGUAACAGCGAUACUCUGGAGAAAAUGCCAUUCAGCAUACCCGAGUUAGUUCAGGCUUCGCCAUGCCAAAGCCAAGACAGUACAUUGUAUAUUGGACGUAAGUCGGAUGUGUGGAAUGCCAUUGAUCUCGAGUCUGGACAGCACUAUCAAACACUGACCGCCAGCGGGCGAGAUGCUAAAUGCCCGAUGACCUCUGAACAGUCCCUUGUCUAUCUCGGACGCAGCGAAUACAAGAUAUCAGUAUAUGAUAGCCAGACCAGGGAGCAAAAAUGGAAUGCUACGUAUAUGGACUAUUCAACAGGACGUCCUGUUCCUGAGCAGCCAGAGUUUGUUCCGCUUGUUGCCAGCUCAGACGGCUCAUUUGCUGUUGUGGACCUUGCUGCUGGCCGCACGCUCUGGAGUAAGGAGCUUUCCUCGCCCGUCAUGUCUGUAUACGUGUGGUCAUCACAAGAGGGCUUGCGGCCCAUGCCACAUCGCCGAGUAUCCAAGGAAAUGUUCAUAGCGGCCGUCGAGUCCAAGAGCAAUCACUUUGAGGAGUCUGCCCUGACGCGCCCCGACUUGUCGCAAGUGCUGUUUGUAGGAAGUCAGAAUGGCAGCAUGUACGCCUAUAUAGCCUGGGCGCAGGAGCAGCAACUCAGGCAGCCAUCCUUGCCUCUCAUUCCAGCACUGUCGGCGAGCGAUUCCGCCGACGUGAAGGGUCACCUGAUGAGCACGGGCAGUGGCGGUGGCAGCAGCGGCAGCACUAGCGGUGCUAGUCCAGCCGCCGGCGGUACAGGCAGCAGCAAAGCCAACUCACUGGACAUGCACCGGUACGUGCCACUGCCGCGCGUCUCCCCGCUGCACUCGCUACGCCAGAAGCUGGACAAGACCAUGACGUUCAACCUGCCUGCCAUCGACCAUGGCUGGCCGAGCAAACACCCCUCACAGCAGCAGCAGCACAAUGCCUUCCAGCCCCAGCCGCCGUCACCACCGCCGCCGCAAUCGAAUACACCGCCAACGCCAGACUACCGCACCGGUGGGCCAGCCAUGGCUGCUGCGGAACACACUGAGGACUCGUGGACGCUUCUACUGAAGACGUUUGUUACGAUUGUCAUUGCCACUGGGGUUCUCGCUCUGUCGGUGAUCAUGAAGGGACUCCGAGAUUUAAAGUCAGUGCUGCAAUUGCAGAACGCCCAGCAGCAGCUGCAACAGCAGUACUCACCCCAGACACCACCCAAAAUGUCGCCUGUACGCGGUCCAAUCCAUGCUAAUGGCAGCUACAGCAAUGUCGGUAAUCACGAGCUGAGCGACUCACAGGGUAGCAACUACUCUACGGACAGUAGGAGCAGCGCCAAGCUUGCCAACUGUGCUGCUGCUGCUGCUGGUGAUACGGGAGGGGAGAAUGAUUCCGUGCACUCUGUGCAGAUCAUUGGCAAGAUCUCAUUCCGUGCAGUUGACCUGAUCGGCCGUGGCAGUGAAGGAACCAGAGUGUUCAGGGGGAAAUUUGAGAACCGUGAGGUUGCGGUGAAGCGUGUCUUACGUGAAAGCUAUCAACUUGUGACCAAGGAGGUUGAACUCCUGCGCGAUGGCCAUGCAGAUGACCAUGUCAACGUGAUUCGUUACUACUGCACUGAAGCCAACGACACCUUCUUCUUUCUGGCCCUGGAGCUUUGCCAGGCGUCUCUGAAGGAGUAUGUGGACAGGUACAAGGAGUACAGCAAGCAGAUCUCGCAGCGCGACGUCAUGAAGCAAAUGCUGACGGGACUCUCAUACCUGCACAGCUUGGGCAUUGUUCAUCGAGACAUCAAGCCGCAGAAUGUGCUGAUAUCGUACCCGAAACACAACGGCCAGGUGCGCACACUGCUCUCCGACUUUGGCCUGUGCAAGAAGCUGGCGGACGGCCGCUCGUCGUUCACUGCUCGGUCCGGUGUGACCGGCACGGAGGGUUGGAUAGCGCCGGAGCUCAUGUCCGGCCUCACCGAGUCUGCGACCUGCUCGGUGGACAUCUUCUCAUCCGGCUGCCUCAUCUACUACGUUUUGAGCAAAGGACAGCAUCCGUUUGGGCCAGCACUUGAGCGUCAAAUGAAUAUCAGCACGGAGAAAGCACCCGACUUCUCUGCACUGGAGAGCUGCUUGUCGUGCGAUGAUCUGGUGUUGGCUCGCGACCUGGUAUCAAGAAUGAUCAGCCGCUACCCUGGUGUCAGACCACCAGCCAAGGAAGCCCUGUUGCACCCCGUCUUCUGGUCCAGGCGCCGGCAGAUGCAGUUUAUUCAGGAGGUAAGCGAUCGCAUUGAGAAGGAGCUGGCAACGUCUCCCAUUGUGCAACAGCUGGAGCAGAACGCCGUCAAGGUGGUGAGCGACGACUGGCGGCAGCAGCUCGGUGAAGAGUUCAGAGAAGAGUUGACACGCCAUCGCUCCUACCAGGGUGGCUCCGUGCGCAACCUAAUCCGCUUCAUUCGUAACAAGAAGCACCACUACCACGAGCUGAACGAGUUGCUACGCGAGAAACUGGGUGCGAUGCCGGAGGGUUUCAUCGCUUACUUCACCAACCUCUUCCCACAGCUGCUGCUGCACACCUACAAGGCGGUGGCCAUUGUGAAGGACGAGCACGUCUUCCACGACUACUACCAUCCGAGCAAUAGCUGAGCUGGCCGCAAGUCGCGCUCGCUGCCCGUUUGGAUGGGUGUGUGUUCUCUCGUCUACUCCUCUGCUGUCCUGUGUCUGGGUUUGAGUCGCUUCUGUUGAGUAAUUUACCUUCUCCUCAGUGCUCGAUGUGCCGCAGCAGGCUGGUUUCCUGUUCUGGCCUUACUAGUAUCCGACCGACGUCCUUGACCUGUCCAGCCUAUCGGUUUAAGGCUAGCAGCUGUGUUACGUCCUCGCUGCUACUGCGCAAUGCGUUGGAAUCCAGUCUCUCGCUCAGUUCCGUGUCACUAAGAGCUUACCCGUCGCCAUGGUUACAUGUCCUCGCGUACGUAGCGUGACCACUGGCAGGAUAAUAGUGAUGUUUGUCUAACACGUCAGCUGUGGACACGGUUAUAUUACUUCGCCUCGUGGUGAAUUAUCGGUGUCGUUGAGAAUAAUCUUUGCUCGCUGUCCCCUCUGUGGAAGGCCACGCUCGCCGUGGCACGCCCUUUCUCUUGCCAUUGCUGUGUGACCAUGGCGAGGCUGUGCGUCCGCUUGGUUUGUGCCGACCUUGCUGUACUAUACGACUAGCAGCUGUGUUAGAGCUGCGCUAGAGCAGCAGCACAAGCGUGUCCCAAAGCAGGGCCGUGCCUCUGCUUGGUUUGUGUCGACCUUGCUCUACUACUCGGCUAGCAGCUGAUUCGAGCUAUGCUAGAGCACCAGCACAUGCGUGUCCCAAAGCAGGGCUGUGCCUCCUCCGGUUGGUAUGUGUCGAUCUUGCUCUACUACUCGGCUAGCAGCUGUGUUAGGGCUUCGCUAGAGCACGAGCACAUGAUAUGCAUGUCCCAAACCACAGCUGCAUGCACCGUACACAGCUUGCUUCUGUGCGGUGUUGUCAUCACAGAGCAUGGUGGACAUGCCUCCUGAACAGAGCAUGGUGGACAUGCCUCCUGAACAGAGCAUGGUGGACAUGCUUCCUGAGCAGAUCCUGGUGGCGCUCCGACUCUAUGUGAUGGUGAUGCUGCAGCUUUGUGGAUGCCUGGGCCAGCUGUUACAAGGACAUGGCACACCUGAAUCAUCCUUGCUCCUAUCAUGUGACGGUAUUGUAUGUGAUGGCGAUGUUGCAAGUAUGGAUGCCUGGCCUGACUGUGGCAGGACACCGCGCAUCUGAACCGUCUUUGCACCUGGCCCACUCCCGCUAUCUCAGAGCUGUGCGCCACGAUUGCAGAAGAGGGGAUGUCAGUGGCAGCGGUGCAGCGAUUCUUUCCGCCGAGGUACUCAUGCCGCCGUUCUUGUUGCUGGCGGCCCAUCGCCCAUACCGUUUCUGUUGCCUGCUAUCAGCUAUCUGCGCUGACAGUCGUCUUUCACUCGUCUUGUGCUUACUGUAGCGGCAAAGCUGCACUUGAGAUGUCUUGUUAUAGGUACGCACGUACACACAUGUACGCACACACGAACACACUUUUAAUAAUAUUAUAUACAUAUAUCUUGUAUAUAUACACACACACCCACUCUAGUGUGGGCUUGAUGUGGCACUAUGUCUCGUCCGUUUGUUUUAUUCUCCUGGCAUGAUUAUGAUGGCUUACACAAUCAUGUAGUUUAGUGGGUUGCCCGACAACAUUAUCUUUGGGCAUGCUGACGUUUACUUUUUCUUUCUCGCAUGAUACUGUAGCCCAUGUGUACGCAUGCAGCCUGCUCUCGCCACCCGCCUAGCUAGGGCUGGCUGACUAUGUACAGUAGUAGCCCGAGGACCGCCCGAAUCACGCUGCGUACGACAGCGCUCGCAUGUCGGCGAGAAUUUGCCGAGCGACCAGCACAGUGCGGCUUUCGCUCCGGAGUGGACGGUCAACUCCUCGCCAAGUGCACUGGCACACGCCACGCAGGAGUGUGUACGCAGCAGCUCUGUGUCGUAUUGCCGUCUCGCCCGGCAGUGGCAACUCUGACUCGCCGGGGGUGUUGCACCCGUGCACGCGCACACUGUAGCUGCGCUGCGACAGACGAUAGCGUCCAUCUGCCACAGCUCAGCGACUUAUCCUCCGGAAAGCUAUAUGCUGAGACCUGGCCCAGUCACGUGAGUGUGGUUACUCUUCUCCAUGUAUGCGUGUACGCCACGCGACUGGUAUUGCUCAACUAUAGGUGCCUUAUAUAAUAAGGAACUGACUCCAUUGGCCCAUGGUGUACUGGCUACUCUAUGCCCAUCGACCACACUGGGACAGUGACUGUGAUUGGUCAGCAGGUUUCCAUUGCUGACGGUUUACGCCACGCUAUCCGUGCCGCUAUAUCUAUUUUGAGUACUCAUCGAGCUUUCGCUUACAAUCCGGUCGUUUAUUUUGGGCGUCUCAGCCGUGCACGGUUUCAGCCAAUGACCAUUAUUUUUUUAACUUUACUUGAAAUCAGGCAAUCGACAUGUCGGUGCUUGUUUUACGCAUUAUUUUGGUCUAAUCCGACUCGGCGCUCAAGAACGUGUUGGUCUUCUUACUUUAAAUUGGAUUUCCAUUCAGGUGUUCUGGCUGAAUUCUUACGUCGGCAGUUAUCUCAAUUGUUGUUAUGUUACCGUUACGUUACAUGAUGGUUCCACGAUGAUUUUCUGACAGGUUCUGAGGCACUGAUGAUGGGCUGAUGGUUA